Molecule: messenger RNA, 1332 nt
Organism: Aspergillus tanneri
Lineage: Eukaryota; Fungi; Ascomycota; Eurotiomycetes; Eurotiales; Aspergillaceae
Product: alpha/beta hydrolase family protein
Exons: 1
Coding region: 1-1332 (443 amino acids)
Source: RefSeq, a predicted model, not a curated record
AUGUACAACUUUUUCGACGGCGACUUCUUCCACUUCGAAUUCCUCCGGGUAUUGGGCACCGCUCCCUUUGAAGGCUGCGACAUUGGAGAAUGUCUAGAAGCCCUCGAAUACAUAGAGAACAACAAUGCCGAGAGCUGGUUCCACGCCUGGGUGACAGCCGCGCAAAAGGCCGAAGCCGUAGCGGUUGCCGCAGACAAGCGAUCUGACCGAGAAGCAGCACGAUGGGCCUGGAUUCGAUCGGGGAACUAUUUACGAGCAGCAGAAUACAUGUUGCACUGUACGCCCAAGGAUCAACGAUUGUUGAAGACUCUCGAACACAGCGUGCGCAACUUCCAGCGCGGGUUCGACCUGUUGGCCGAUCCGGCCGGUCAUGGCGGCGAGGUCCUCUCCCUUGAGAUACCAUAUGAGAAUGGUCUGAGUCUGCCGGCAUAUUUAUUCAUGCCGCUGAGAAAACCCGGGUCGAUGACCCCGAUCCCCGUCGUGCUCAACAGCGGCGGGUUCGACUCCACCCAGGAGGAGCUGUAUUUUUACAUCGCGGCCGGGGCUCGUCGACGCGGCUACGCAGUUCUCACCUUCGACGGACCGGGCCAGGGCAUCUUCCUGCGACAACAAGACCAGCGAGCUGGGUUCCCGGCGCAGGCUCCCCACGGCACAUACAUGCGCCACGAUUGGGAGGUGGUGAUCCGCGCCGUGCUCGAUCGUCUCGGUAUCUACCGUGAUGAGAACCCCCAGCUACAUCUGGACCUUGAUCGUCUCGCCAUCUUCGGCGAGUCCAUGGGCGCCUACUUCGCGCUGCGAGGUGCCGCCGACCCUCGCGUGAAGGCUUGUAUCGCCAUGGACGGCUUCUACGAUAUGUGGGAUAUCGCCGACUCGCGCAUUCCGCCUGUCUUCUUGAAAGCGUGGGACAGACUAGGGGAUAAAUUCUUCGACUGGGUUGUUCGGUCGUUGGGGAAGGUGCAUUUCCGCACGCGGUUUGAAUUCACACAUGCGCGUUAUGCUCUGGGGUUGCCCACGUUUGCACAGGCGACUCGGGCGUUUCAGCGGUUCUCGCUCCGAGAAUGCAAUUCUGGAGGGGAGUAUCUAGCGCAGGUGCAAUGUCCGGUGUUUGUAACCGGGGCGGCGGAUUGGGCGUAUUUCCCGGCGAACACGAAUGCCAUGAAGAUAUAUGAGGCGAUGGAGCGACUUCAUCCAGGACAGGCGAAACUUUGGGUCGCGAAGGGGGUGGGAUCCGGAGGCCUGCAGGCGAAGGUGGCGGCGAUUUCCGUCGUGCAUGACAAGACCUUUGAAUGGUUAGAUCAGGUGUUGAAGGUGGAAAGGGGGAAUGAAGAGUAG